GAAGAACAUUAAAUACAAAUCUGGCAACCCAUAACAACACAAUGGCGUCUAUCACAGACUUGAAGAGCGCCCUGAAGGAGACAUUGGAGGCACGAGGCGUGCUCACACAGCUCAGAGCGAGGAUGAGGGCGGAGGUGUUCAGGGCGUUAGAUGACCCGAGCGAGGCACGCCCCUCACCGAGCCGAGAGACGCUGCUGAUUAACGAGCUGAUCCGCGAGUACCUCAAGUUCCACAAGUACCAUCACACAGAGUCUGUGCUCAUCGCAGAGUCAGGACAGCAGGAUGUUCCGCUGGAUCGAAGAUUUAUCGCCAGGGAACUGAACAUUGUAGAAGAGCCAAGCACCAGGACACUUCCUCUGCUAUAUGGAGUCAUCUCUCACUUUCUGAAAGAGGAUGGAGCAUGAAAGGAAGAAAGACAGACAGGUAAAAACCUUCUUACAGACAGGGCCGAGGACAUGAUAACAGGAAGUCACAUGACAACGGGUCAUGUCACAACACCAUUAAAUUAUUAUUGUUCACAUGUUGAAGUGUACCAAUAAUAAAACAUUUUCUUAUGA
Molecule: messenger RNA, 557 nt
Organism: Hemibagrus wyckioides
Lineage: Eukaryota; Metazoa; Chordata; Actinopteri; Siluriformes; Bagridae
Gene: cep20
Product: centrosomal protein 20
Exons: 5
Coding region: 42-404 (120 amino acids)
Biological process (GO): cilium assembly; microtubule anchoring
Cellular component (GO): ciliary basal body; centrosome; motile cilium
Molecular function (GO): protein binding
Source: RefSeq, a predicted model, not a curated record